Messenger RNA from Mesitornis unicolor (brown roatelo), 585 nucleotides. RefSeq names its product long-chain fatty acid transport protein 1-like. Lineage: Eukaryota; Metazoa; Chordata; Aves; Mesitornithiformes; Mesitornithidae. Gene Ontology annotation, molecular function: long-chain fatty acid-CoA ligase activity; long-chain fatty acid transmembrane transporter activity; fatty acid transmembrane transporter activity. The transcript has 4 exons. Gene Ontology annotation, cellular component: plasma membrane; mitochondrial inner membrane. The annotation marks the transcript as partial. Gene Ontology annotation, biological process: response to insulin; positive regulation of heat generation; negative regulation of phospholipid biosynthetic process. The record is from RefSeq and is a predicted model, not a curated record.
GUAACAUCAUGGGAGUCGGGCAAUGUCUAAUCCACGGCCUCACCGUGGUGAUCAGGAAGAAAUUCUCUGCCAGCCGCUUCUGGGACGACUGCAGCAAGUACAGAUGCACGAUUAUUCAGUAUAUCGGGGAAAUCUGCAGGUAUCUUCUGAAUCAGCCUGUCCGAGAGUCUGAAACCCAGCACUGCGUGCGGCUGGCGGUGGGCAAUGGUUUGAGACCCACCAUCUGGGAGGACUUCACCAAACGCUUCCGAAUUAAGCAGAUCGGGGAAUUCUAUGGCGCCACGGAGUGCAACUGCAGCAUUGCCAACUUGGACGGGAAGGUGGGUGCCUGUGGUUUCAACAGCCGUAUUUUGCCCAGCGUUUAUCCCAUUCGGUUGGUGAAGGUGAACGAAGACACGAUGGAGCUGGUCCGGAAUUCCCACGGGCUCUGCAUCCCCUGCCGCCCAGGAGAGCCGGGCUUGCUCGUGGGCCAGAUAAACCAGCAGGAUCCCCUCCGCCGCUUCGACGGCUACGUCAGCGAGAGCGCCACCAGCAAGAAGAUCGCCUCCAACGUCCUGCGGAAGGGGGACCAGGCCUACCUGUCAG